AGAGCUCUUCCUUCUUCAAUGUCUAUCUUUCUUGUCAUCUUUCCCUUCAUAAAUACCUUUUAUCUCCUUAAACCAGGUCUAAUUUCCUAAUGGGAUUUUCGGCUUCUUGGAACUUUUCAGUAUGGAUGUUAAACAUAUAACUCAAGUUUCCGACCUUUUUGGUGGUUUUAUAAGAAAAUGUAUUUUUAACAUCCUUUCUGUAUCUGUAAUACCUAAUCACAUUGCUUUCAUAAUGGAUGGUAAUCGAAGAUACUCAAAGAAAAACAAUUUAAUGGAUGGAGCUGGAUACAGAGCCGGGUUUUCAACCUUAAUGUCAAUGCUUAGGUACUGCUAUGAGCUUGGGGUGAAUCAUGUCACUGUUUACGCUUUCAGUAUAGACAAUUUUAAACGGAAUCCUCAAGAAGUAAAUUCUUUGAUGGAGUUAAUGGAAGAAAAGAUUGAACAUUUGACGAAAGAGGAGAUUAUAGUUGGGCAUUAUGGGGUUAAAGUUCGUUUCAUAGGAAACCUUGAACUUUUAAGCAAAUCUUUGAGGUUGGCAGCUGAGAAGGCCAUGGAUGUAACUGCCAAGAACUCAAGAUCAGUGCUAUCGAUCUGUGUUGCAUAUACUUCCACUGAUGAGAUUUUGCACGCCGUUCAAGAAUCUUGUGAAGAUAGAAUCAAAGUAUUGAAUGAGUCGAAGCAUCAUGAGAAGGAUACGAUUGAUGUGUUAGAUAUCGAGAAGCAUAUGUACAUGGGAGUUGCACCUGAACCUGAUAUCAUAAUCCGGACAUCAGGUGAAACCCGUUUGAGCAAUUUUCUAUUGUGGCAGAGCAACAACUGUCUCUUGUAUUCACCGUCUGUUUUGUGGCCAGAGAUUGGUUUCAUUCACCUUGUUUAUGCUGUUUUUGAAUUUCAAAAGCAUUUCUACUAUUUAGAUAAACAGAAGCAGAGAUGAAGUAUAGUUGAAAGGAAAGUGCUAAACUUUAGGAUCUGAUUUUAGAUAAUGAAUGCAGACGUGACAUUAAGCUCC
Messenger RNA from Erigeron canadensis, 1009 nucleotides. Its product is annotated as dehydrodolichyl diphosphate synthase CPT3-like. NCBI's taxonomy places the organism in Eukaryota, Viridiplantae, Streptophyta, Magnoliopsida, Asterales, Asteraceae. The record is from RefSeq and is a predicted model, not a curated record. The transcript has 2 exons. Gene Ontology annotation, cellular component: endoplasmic reticulum. Gene Ontology annotation, biological process: polyprenol biosynthetic process. The coding region runs from base 122 to 934 and encodes 270 amino acids.